ACACCGUAUAUAUAUGCCGGCGUGGCAGCGGCGCGGCGAGAGGCGCGGAUCCGAGGAGCCCCGCGGCCGAGAGCGCAUCCUCAGCUGCUGCGGUUGCCACCAUGAGGGCCGUGCUCUGGGACCUCCUGCUGCUCUGCCUGUUCGCCCACGUGCUCGGCGACUGCCAGCGCGACUGUCUCAGCUGUGACCGGCACGCGUACAGCCAGUGGGACGGCUUCAAUGUGCUCGUCUGUGUCCUGGAGUGCGAGGGCAAGGCCGUGCCGCGCGCCACCUGGGAGCUCUGCGCCGCCGCCUCCGCCGGCCCUCAGGAGGAGGAGGAGGACGACGACGAUGACAAUGCCGCCGCCGCGGCCCGGCCCUUCGAGGCGGAGUCCGCCGGGCUGCGGGGUGCCGGCCCGCGGCCCGCGGUGGUGGCGGCGGCGAGGCGGGCGGCGCAGGUAAGCGCGCUGCUGCGGCAGCGGGCGGCCGAAGACGGCGGCAGCGAGGCGUCGCCGGAGCAGCCGGCCGACAUCGCGGCGCAGCGGCCGGGGGCCCGGCCGCCGGCGGAGCCGAGGCGGCGGGCGGUGCCAGCGGCCCGGGGGGUGCAGAAGCGGUACGGGGGCUUCAUCGGGGUGCGGAAGUCGGCACGCAAGUGGAACAACCAGAAGCGCUUUAGCGAGUUCCUCAAGCAGUACCUGGGCAUGUCGCCCCGCUCCAGUGAGUACGACAUAGCCGCCGACCUGAACGAGCACAACGAGAUCUAGCCGGCGCCCGCGCUGCCCCCGACACCCCGCCGACCCCCUUAGAGCAGCCAAAAAGUCAACCCUUCCUCCCCCUUCCCCCUCAGCUCGGCCCCCAAAAUGGCGCCGGAUGCGGCCCCCAAAAUGGCGCCUGACGCGGCCCCCAAAAUGGCGCCCAAUGCGGCCCCAUCCCGCCUCAGGGGGUGGCCAGGCGGCUCUUCCCUCCCCGCCUCCGCCACAGCCUCUCCUCCCGCGCCCCGCGAGGCCCAUGCGGCUCAGCCUUAGCCCACUAUUAUUUUUCUGCUUUUUUCAGCUCACGCUUUAGCUUUGCGACCCCGAUCCGUCCCCCUUCCCCCCCAACCCGGCUUCUCCCCCGUUUUUCCUCAGCGAGCGCCAUUUUGGGUGCGCAGCGCUGAGGGGCCGCUCCUCCGUGGCAGCCCCUCAAGGCAGGCCGGGGGUGGGGGGCGGGCAGGGCACGCGUUUUCUGAAGGAAAAAAUGCCAAAUUUUAAAUUUCAAAGCGUGUUUUUAAGUGUCGGCUCCCCACGGAGCAGCCGUUGAGCGGAGCUGGAGCACCUCCGUCACCCAGAGAGUGACCUGCCGCCCCCUCUUUUUACAAGGCAGCCCGGCCCCCGCCGUGGCUUAGCUCGGUGACCAGGGACGUGUUUUUCGACGUGUCCACACAGCCCUAGGAGCUCCCAGCAGGCAGAGACCUGGCUGAGGCUCAUCACAGUGAUGGGUGACUGGUCCAAAGGAUGUUUCACCAACCCCCCCAAAAAAAAGCGGGGGGGGGGAAAUGACCCUUUUGCUUUUUAAAGUGAAAUUGUUGGGGGAAUUAAGAAAAAACUAUCUUUUUUCUUUUUUUCCUAUUUUUUUCUUUUUUCUCCGAGAGGCGGGCCGGCGUUUCCCCGCCUCGUCCCCGCUGUGCCGGAGCCCCCGGGAGAGCGCAGCUCGCGGGCCGAGCCGCCCCCAGGCCCGCUCCGCUCUCGGCUCAGCUGCUUUUUUUUCCAUUUUCUUUUUUUUCUUCUUCUGUUUCGUUUGUUUUUUUCUUUUUUUUCUUUUUCUUUUUUUUUUUUUUUGUAGCGUUCCGGCACCGCGUCCCGGCACCUGCCGCCAGGCACAGGCAAAAUUAAACCCUGCUCCUGUCCACCUAGCCAGCCUCCACCUCACUCUGACGGACCCCAAAGCGCUCCAGACUCGCACGCGUUCAGAAAUCACUUUUCUCCCUACUCGAGAGCCCGCUCAUGACCGCUGUUCGCUCGGCAGCAGUUUAAGCCAGGACGCGAAGAAGGCGGCCUCCGUCGGCACCGGGAGCAAGGAAUUCCCCGGGGGCAGCGGACUGCGGGGAGGGAUUUUGGGGGG
Messenger RNA from Dromaius novaehollandiae (emu), 2079 nucleotides. It is a transcript of the gene PNOC, whose product is annotated as prepronociceptin. Bases 102 to 743 code for a protein of 213 amino acids. Gene Ontology annotation, cellular component: plasma membrane; neuronal cell body; axon terminus. Gene Ontology annotation, molecular function: opioid receptor binding. The transcript has 3 exons. The record is from RefSeq and is a predicted model, not a curated record. NCBI's taxonomy places the organism in Eukaryota, Metazoa, Chordata, Aves, Casuariiformes, Dromaiidae. Gene Ontology annotation, biological process: sensory perception; neuropeptide signaling pathway; chemical synaptic transmission.